UUUAUUUCUAUUUUAUAUUUUAUUUGCCAUUUUUUAUAAACUUGUAACUGGCUGUUUUGGUUAGUUUUGGAUAUAGAAUGCAUUUAUGAUCCAGGAUAGGUUUUAAUUAAUUUAUUUUUACUGUAAAGUUAAGAAACAUUUCCCAUGCAGCUUUCCGUCGGCAUUUGGCGUACAGUUUCGUGGAUUUGUUUUACUUUAUUUUUUGUUUUAUUUCUUUAUUUAUUUGAGGAUUAACCAUUUGCUUGUUUAAGUUUAUUUUUGAUACGUAUCCCGCGUAUUUUGUUUCUGUCUAGCUGUCAUACAAUUACUAUAAUAUAAGAGUUUCUAUGUACGUAUAGGUCUAGUAGAAAAUUACUAGUUAACGAUAAAUAGCAAAAAUCAUUUCAACUUUUUAAAUAACUGUCAAGCUAUAGCAAUUUUAAUUGUGACCACCACCCAGCGUACUCAAUAGCCUUUAGACAAGCAUUCUAUAGCUAAAACUAGCCGCAACAACUAAUACAAAAGCAAAGAUCGAUCACCGGCAAAGUUGCUAACCCGCAGCCGGCAGGGGAACAGUUGUGAUCAGAAAACAGCGCGAAAGGGCGCCCUCGCGGGCAAACUUUCCGGCCCUACAAACUUGCCAGAAGUUACUUUGCCCAACUUCGCGCAAAUAUAAAAGUGAAAAUGAACUAGUGAAGUGACAAUGGCGGCGGCGAUGAUCAGUGACCGCGGACUCCGCAAGAAGUUGACUCAAGAAGCGAUACCGGAGAAAACACCAAAAAAACCGUCGAAACGAAAAUCGACGCCUAGCAGUUCGAAAAACGACAAGAAAAACGAGCAGAACAACAACAAACGCCCAAAGAUACAGACUGGGGACCCCAAGCUCGACUUGUUCUCCACAUACCAGCCCUGGGUGAUACAGACUUACGGAGACCUCGCCAAAACAAAGACAGUGACGUUGAAGAAAUACGCGCGCAUCCUUCGAACGUUGCGUGGCGAAGAAUGCAACAGUUCAGACAGUUCCAAGUUCCGGUUUUGGGUGAAGGCGAAGGGAUUCCAUGUGGGCAAGCCGCCGGGCUACGAAGCGAAGCCGGCGGACGGGAUCGUGUGCCGGUACAGCGUGGUGGACGCGGAGGGGUGCGCGCGGGGCGCGGACGGACAGGAGAUCUACACCGGCUCGCAGAACGACCCGCCGCUUUACAUUCCCACUCCACCUUUGAAGAACGCACCAAAUCAGGAGCCCGUGUAUCGAAAGGUGGCGAUUGUUGAAAAUUUUUUCGACAUUAUCUACACAGUUCACGUAGAAUUAGAAGGACGACCUGGGAAACAUGCAGGGCAGAAACGAACCUACAGAACGAUUACUGAAACCUACGCGUUUUUGCCGCGGGAAGCGGUCACGCGUUUCCUCACCGGAUGCGCUGAGUGUGCCAGGCGCCCGCGCAGCGCCUCGCCCCCGCCUCUACCUACGCCUUCCCCCUCGCCAACGAGACAUCCCACCUACCUCCCCUUUUUACCCCACUGCGCACCGGAAUACACACGAAACUGGGAGUCGGAGAUCGACGCCGCACAUUCAAACUAUUAUGAACCGAAAUUCGAAUAUACCGAAUUACAACCAAUUAAGAAAGUUGAGAGUCCAAAACCAGCGGAACCAGAAGAUGAACCGACCUAUAUAGAACUUACUUCGAAGAAGGUCAACGGUUUUGAUGCCAACCCACUUUUUAACAGUACUUCUCCUGUUGAGCCCGCGGUUAGAGAAGAAGAACCUGUCAGAACUGACCCGGAGAUAGACAAGGACGAGAACAGUCUAAUUGACGUGGAAGAAGUGAAGCCAGACAGCCCAGUCCAGAAAGAAGAAGACGAUGUAAAACCAAAAGAGAUGGAGCCUGAAUGUACCCAGGCGACAGAAACGCAAGAAGCUAACGAUAAGACUGAGAAAAGGAAAUAUAAUCCUUUGGAUGUCGCGAAUUUGACGUCGAAGGACCCUCCUAAAUCGGCAAGGUCGCCGCCUAGGAAGAAACUACUGCCUUCGAGUCUUGAAUACCCUAAUACUUUUGGGAGGUUUCCGAGGCCUUGGAGGCCGGACGGAGCAGUGUACUACGCUGGUGAAGAGGUGGACUAUAGCGUGCCGAUAACCACAGCGUAUCUGAAACACAUGAGGAGCACCACGUACCAGGAGCAUAUGGACUUGGAGAAUAAGGUUAGUGAAUAA
Messenger RNA from Manduca sexta (tobacco hornworm), 2188 nucleotides. RefSeq lists its product as uncharacterized. The transcript has 3 exons. Lineage: Eukaryota; Metazoa; Arthropoda; Insecta; Lepidoptera; Sphingidae. The record is from RefSeq and is a predicted model, not a curated record. Bases 683 to 2188 code for a protein of 501 amino acids.